AUGAUGAACCCGAUGCUCCUCACUUCCCUGGUGUUCGCCUCACUGGGAUGCGUGGAUACAGCCACCGUCAACGAGCAGGACGGGGGAUACGAGCACGUGCUGGUUGCCAUCGGGAAGGACGUCGCGUACCACGGAGACAUCCUCGUAAACCUAAAGGCUUUAUUCAGAAAGGCAUCUGCUUUCCUCCUGGCGGCCACAAAAGGAAAAUUCUACUUCAAGGAAGUCAUAAUCAGUGUGCCCAGCAGGUGGCCACCAAUGGGCCGCAAGAAGGUCUGGGAGGACCUGUUUAACCAAGCCGACGUCCAGGUGGUCUCUGGCUUGAAAGAACCGGACACUCUGAAUCCGAGUCGUUCCUUUCCGGGGGACUUUAAUCCAGUCCGGUUUCCGUCCGAGUUUGUCCGCGACUUGAACUCAACAACAACCAAGAAGUUCGGGAAACCAGAGUACCAUCUAAUACAUCACUGGGCCAACCACCGCUACGGCGUCUUCGCGGAGCACGCUUCCUCUCCCGACAAGGCGCUCUACUGCAGUAACAACAAAAUGGAGGCCACAAGAUGCACUGAUGAGAUCGGAUUCAAACUAAGCAACGCCCAUGGGUCGGUUUGUCCAAAAAAUGAUGCCUGCACAGACAUGUCUGACCUCUGUGACGUCGCCUUUCACCAGGAAAAAGAGCCAGCUCCAGCGUCUAUCAUGUUCUUACCGUACCUAAACGGGGUGUCCCAGUUCUGCGACCAGGACACCCAUAAUCCCGAUGCUCCUAAUUUGCAAAACGAGCGUCACCAAGGAGUGUCCACCUGGGAUGUGAUAAGCAAACACGAUGACUUUCUUCGCCACAUAAUCCGACACGUGAUCAACGACGAUGAGAGCGUGGGCAUCAUUAGGUUUAACUCGUCUUGUAAAGUACUGCAGCACCUCAUAAAAUUGAGCAUAAGUGGCGCACGCGAAAACCUUGCUGACAUGGUGGAUCGCCUUGAAGUCGGUGGUGGGACCUCUAUCGGCUGCGGUCUUCAAUUGGGCAUACAGACAUUAUCUGUAACGUUCCGUAAUACCACCAAAGCCGUAGCUGACAGUUUACAUUAUCAUUUCUGUACAGCAGACAUAGAGCAACAGAAGCGCAGUACGCAAGUACAGGACUAA
Molecule: messenger RNA, 1137 nt
Organism: Ixodes scapularis (black-legged tick)
Lineage: Eukaryota; Metazoa; Arthropoda; Arachnida; Ixodida; Ixodidae
Product: calcium-activated chloride channel regulator 4A-like
Exons: 7
Coding region: 1-1137 (378 amino acids)
Source: RefSeq, a predicted model, not a curated record